Molecule: messenger RNA, 756 nt
Organism: Phytomonas sp. EM1
Lineage: Eukaryota; Euglenozoa; Kinetoplastea; Trypanosomatida; Trypanosomatidae
Source: the annotation of a GenBank genome assembly
GGUCUAUUGUUUUUGACAUUUUUUUACUUUUCAGGACUAAGUCGUUUUAAAUUAUUAUUUCCUCCUCACCAUAACAUAUUUCUUCAAAUGGGCUGCAACGCAAGCAAGACGAAGAAUAGAGCUGUUGAGGAGCACCUCAACGACAAGGCUAACACGUUCCUCAGUUUAGUAAAUGUACAAAAAUCCCCGGUUGCUCGCGAGCUUCUUCAAGCAUGGACCCACUUUGUAGAUGUGCAAAACAGGAAGAUCGCUGGUGGUAAAAACGCCGAAAGUCCGGGUGCCACUGCCCCGGCUGAGGUGUGGGCGACCACUGAAAACAACCCCCUAACCCACCACUCCGUCGACCAGGUUGGGAAGGCAUUUCUGGAAUAUAUUAAGAAUGACCUCUCGCAAAGGGGCUGGGGGGGUAACUUUGACUACAAAGUUGUUGGAGUGGCGACGCAAGGUUUCUUAAGAGCGAGCGCGAAUAUUGAUACAGGGCACCCUGAGAGGCCGGAGGAGGUCUCGUGGGCGGUCAAGAUUCAUUACCACAGUAGCGGUCCUGGUUGAGGACUUCCUCUUCAAAGGUAGAGGCUCGAUCUUAGUAAGAUUUUUUAAAAAGCGGUGAAAGUAUAACCCGUUAUCUGCGAUGUGUUUUUAUUCAUUUGGAAUUACUCAUAGGAUUAUAUUGGUAUUUGAGCAUGAGAUAUUAUUACUUACGGUUUUUUUUGCAAUCUUGUUAGCAGUACAAAAUUCGAUAUGCACGUAACUUUUAAA